AUGAAACUAUUACCCACCUUCUCGGAGGACCGUAGCGCUCAGACGACAUCCUUCAAGGACAUUGCGCAAGAUACAAUCGGAGAGGCAUACAUCGAGGAGGACCCGUCGGUAGCAGAAUGGUUGCGCGAAUGCGUCCCGACUUCACAUGAUGCCGCAGAAUACGUACGCGAGUUGUUUCCGAGCGUACGGUGGCUGAGACGCUAUAAUCUACACUGGCUGGCUGGAGACGCUAUCGCAGGUAUCACGGUCGGUCUUGUUGUGGUACCGCAAGCCAUGGCUUAUGCGUCGCUCGCGCGCCUGUCACCUGCUUUCGGCCUAUACACGACCUUCACAGGCGCGUGUCUAUACUGGAUCUUCGGGACGUCUAGAGACAUCGUCAUAGGUACGACAGCAGUCGGGUCACUACUGAUCGGAAGCGCAGUCAGCAAUAUCGAAGCCGAACACCCUGGUGUGUAUCAGCCCCAGGAAAUAGCGCAUGCGAUAAGCUUCCUUGCUGGAAGCAUUAUUCUAGUCUUCGGUAUCCUUCGUCUCGGCUUCAUCAUUGAGUUUAUUCCAUAUAUCCCCAUCUCCGCCUUCGUCACAUCCGCCAGUAUCACUAUCAUCUCGACACAACUGCCGACCUUGAUGGGGGUGAGAGGGAUCAACACACGUGAGUCCCCGUACAAGGUGUACGUCAACUUCCUAAAGGGCUUACCCAGGGCAAGGCUUGACGCGGCUAUUGGUAUCACAUCCAUUGUGCUUCUUUACCUAAUCAAGAACUUGUGCGCUAAGAUGGAGGUCCGCCAACCACGAAAGAAGAAGAUGUGGUCCUUGAUCUCAUCACUGCGCCUCACGUUCACUAUCCUGCUCUACACUCUCAUCAGCUGGCUUGUACAUCGAACGACCCCUGCAGGCCAAGAGAAGUUUCGAAUUGUCGGCCACAUCGAGAAGGGAUUCAGUCACGCGGGCGUACCCUCGAUGAAUGGCAAACUCUUUGGUUUGGUAGCAUCAGAGCUCCCGGCAAUGAUCAUUAUCCUCAUCGUCGAACAUAUCGCCAUCGCUAAGAAUUUUGGGCGAAGGCAUAAUUACACCGUCAUUGCUUCACAGGAGAUGAUUGCACAAGGUGCCGCCAACAUACUAAGUCCUUUCGUCGGUGGCUACGUAUGCACAGGCUCUUUUGGUGCUUCUGCCGUUCUCUCCAAGGCUGCGGUACGUACCCCACUAUCUGGCGUCUUCAGCGCAGUGGUCCUAGUGCUGGCGCUCUAUGCGCUUACCGCUGUCUUCUACUACAUACCAAAUGCUGCGCUUGCUGGUCUGAUCAUACACUCCACCGUCGACUUGAUCAAGGGACCCAAGGACUUGCACAAAUACUACCAACUGUCACCGUUCGAGCUCUUCAUUUGGGUUUGUGGCGUUGUCAUUGCAUUCUUCACCGACCUUGAGACUGCAAUCUACAUCACUGUGGGACUGUCUUUCGCAAUGCUUCUCGUCCGAAUGGCAAAGAGUCCGGGCAAGUUUCGAGGUACCGUGGAGGUGACGCGCAUAGUUCGCGACGAUCGCUUCUGCAAUAAAUCUAUGUCGACAACAGGCACAUCGCUGCCUCCACAGACAUAUGGAGAAAACACGUAUGACACCAGUACUGCAAAAGAUUCCCGACAGGUCUACAUACCUUACGACGCCACUGACAACCAUAACCCGGACAUCAAUGUGGAACCGGCAUAUCCUGGCGUCUUCAUCUACCGUUUCAGCGAGAACUUCAACUACAUCAAUCAGGCCUACCACGUUGACUAUCUUACCUCUUACAUCACCUCGCAUACGCGCCGAACCCAAGCCGAUGACGGUAUCCGGGCUUGCGAUCGCUUGUGGUGCGACGCGCCGCCUAGCGAGAAGCUUAUUGAAGAGUCUUCCUCUCUUCCAGUUCUGAGGGCUAUUGUUCUUGAUUUCUCCACUGUCAACAUUCUAGACAUCACGAGCAUUGACGGAUUGAAAGGUUUGCGCGAGACGCUCGACCGGCAUGCUGCGCCCGGGCUGGUUGAGUGGCACUUUGCUGGUGUGCACAACCGGUGGACACGCAAGGCGCUCACCUUUGCAGGAUUUGGAUUCCCUGCAACGAUCAACGCCGACCAUAUGGGAGUAUGGUGUCCAGCCUAUACCGUCACGACCAGUCUUUUAGGUACAACGGGUAAUGAGCGUAACGAAAUGGAGGCUGCACGGCGGCAUGUGCAGAAUAGAGACGAAGAACAGGGCAAGGAGUUGGCGGAAACGCAUGCUCUUGAGGUACAGUCGACUUCUGCGACCGAGAAGAGAAGAUUUUAUCCAAUCCAUGGAGUCGAUAGGCCCUUCUUCCACCUCGAUCUUCACGACGCCGUUGACGCUGCGGUUCGUGAUGCGAAGAAGGCUGACCAGCUUGAGGCGCGCACGAGCUGUUCGUCAACUACAUGGUCACAAUCACAUGACCAAGGGGGUGAGGCGUAG
This is a messenger RNA of Alternaria arborescens, 2454 nucleotides long. Its product is annotated as Sulfate permease 2. Gene Ontology annotation, cellular component: membrane. Gene Ontology annotation, biological process: transmembrane transport. NCBI's taxonomy places the organism in Eukaryota, Fungi, Ascomycota, Dothideomycetes, Pleosporales, Pleosporaceae. The transcript has 3 exons. The record is from RefSeq and is a predicted model, not a curated record. Gene Ontology annotation, molecular function: sulfate transmembrane transporter activity. The coding region runs from base 1 to 2454 and encodes 817 amino acids.